AUGAAUCCAUACUACCCUUCUCCCAAUUCGGCAAAACCACCACAUUACCCAUUCAAAACUAAUGCAAACAAUAAUAACAACAUAAUUGAGAAUUUCCCACCAAUUAUUUCAUAUGACACAUCCUCUAUUUAUAAAAAAAGGGUAAUGAAGCCUCCAAACUUAAAUGUCAUAGGAAAUAUCAAUAGUGGGGGAUUAUAUAAAAAUAAAAGAAAAGUAGAUAUACAUAAUAGUAGUAAUAUAAAUUUAACUAACAAUUUAAUAAAUAAAUAUAACACAACAGGACAAAAUAAUAUGUACAAAUUAAAUUAUAUUAGAUCAUUACCAAGAGAAACAAACAUAUCGAUAAUAAAAAACAAUGGAGAAAGAUAUUACACAUCUAAAGAAAUAAAUUAUCAUAAAUAUGUUCCAAAAAUGGAAAAUCAAAAGGUAACUUAUUCAUUUAAUAAACAUUCAAGUGGUUAUAAAUUAAAUCAUAGAAGAAGUGAAAAUUUUCGUGAAAAUGAAUAUUCCAAAAUAUUAGAGAAUAGUUAUUGGAUUGAUUUAAGAAAUAUAUAUAGACAUGAUAAAAUAGAAAAACGAAUAAUGAAAUUAAAAAGUAUUAAUUGUAAUAUUACAAAUAAAAUGAAAAAUGAAUAUAAAGCUGCAGGAAUAUUUGUUGUUAAAAAAAGUAUAGAAAAUUCACAAAAUAAUGUUAACAAUAAAAUAAAUAAAAAUAAUAUAAAUAUACAAAUAUUACUAGGAUUUGAUCCUUUAAAAAAAAAACAAAUAACUAAAGAAAUCGAAAAUAACCCAUCAAUGAAAAAAGGCCUAUUAAAUAUUUUAGGGGGUAAAAGAGACGGUAACGAACAGGAUCCUUUAUUAACAUCUUUUCGAGAAUUUAGUGAAGAGAAUCUUUAUAUUUAUAAUAUGUUUUUAUCCUAUUUUAGUUAUUAUUAUUAUGUUAUGGCAAAUGUAUCUAGCCAAGAGCAUCCAGAGAAUAAUGGAACGCACGAAAAAGCCAAACAUGGUGAAGUCAAACAUGGCGAAGCAACUAAGAAUGCUCACGAACGUAAUAACUUGUAUUCACAUUUUUUAAAAACCAACCUUUUAAAAGACAUAAAUAAUUUACCUGUUCGAGAAAAAGAAGGUAUUAUUAAUUUGCAUAUAAAUAAUUUUUUAAUAUAUUUCAAAGAACAUUGUUUAAAUAUAAAAGAAAAUCAUAGUUACAUAUAUAACUGUUCUUAUCCACCAAGUUAUAAAAAUUUUGAUGAAAAAAAAGAACCCUCAAAUGUGAAUAAAACAGAACAAGUAGAAGAAAAAAAAAUAGAUAAAAAAUAUAAAAUUUUGGAAAAAAUACAUAAAGAAAUAAAUAUAUUAAAUAAAAUAAAAAUGGAUAAUAAACACAAUUUCAAGUUAUAUUAUGAAAACGGAAAAUAUAAUGUAUUUUUUUAUGAUUGCACAUUUUAUAAAUGUAAAAAUAUUUUACAAUAUAUUAAUAAUUUCUUUUGGGAAAAUUAUGUUUCUUUAUUUAAUAUCACAUUAAAAGAAAAUUUAAAUUUCUUAACUCAAAAAAAAAUCGAGAAUAAUAAAGAACAUGUACCAUAUACUAUGCAUCAAACACAAUUUAGUAAUCAAAUUGAUGGAGAAUUAUAUAAAAAAAUAAUGAAUAUUAUAAAAGAGGAUAAUGAAAAUAUAUCUCUUAAUAAUUCAGAAAAAAAUAAAAAUAUAUUUGAAUAUUUACCAAAUAAUAAAAAUGAAAAAAUUAAUACUGAUUUUAUGAAUGAUGUUACAUGGGUUAAUCUUUCAUCUUUAUUAUUAUUUCUAAUAAAAUCAAAAUCUUUUAAAGAAAUUACCAUUGGAAUAUGGAAAGUGUAUACUACAUUAUAUGAAAAUGGAGUUAUUGAUAAUAGCAAUAUAAGAAAUAAAAAUAUUGUUAUUAUGCUUGAUGGAGAAAAGGAAUAUUGUAUAUCAAAAGAUGUUGUUUUAAAGGUUCAGAAUUUAUAUAAAAAUAUACAUAAUACUUUAAAAAAAUUAAAAAACGACAAUAAAUAUAAAGAAUUAUUAAUUCUUUUAUUUUCACCAUUUAACACAAAAUUAAAUUUAGAAAAUAUGAACAAUGUAAACAAUGAUAUAUCUAAAGAUUCAUUUCGAAGUUUUUUUGAAUAUUUAAUAAAAUCCCCAGAAAUAUGGGCUUUUCUUUUUCUUAAUUUAGUUAGUAUUUUCCCAUUGUGA
Molecule: messenger RNA, 2211 nt
Organism: Plasmodium yoelii
Lineage: Eukaryota; Apicomplexa; Aconoidasida; Haemosporida; Plasmodiidae
Product: conserved Plasmodium protein, unknown function
Exons: 1
Coding region: 1-2211 (736 amino acids)
Source: RefSeq, a predicted model, not a curated record